Molecule: messenger RNA, 8427 nt
Organism: Fopius arisanus
Lineage: Eukaryota; Metazoa; Arthropoda; Insecta; Hymenoptera; Braconidae
Exons: 13
Coding region: 518-3724 (1068 amino acids)
Biological process (GO): regulation of transcription by RNA polymerase II
Cellular component (GO): nucleus
Molecular function (GO): protein binding
Source: RefSeq, a predicted model, not a curated record
GCGGGCUCAGUGAGGAAGACGCGGGAAAUGAGUGAAGGUGUCAGGUGAAAUUGGAUUAAAAUUCAACGAUGACGGAUUGAAACAGCCAGGAAGAAAACUGGCGGCGGCUGACGAGAGAGUUUUGAGAGAACAGAUGAGAGAGGUAUAUGAAUAAUAUCGGAGGAGUGGAAAACACGUGGGGAAAAUUGAAAAUUGUAGUUGAGCUUUUGCUGUCCUUGGAUCCAUGUGGUAGGCAUGACGGCUGGUGGGCACAGUGAUUCUCGGUCUCCCACGAUUCAUCUUCCAGUAGUAAAUAGUCUUCGAGUCCGAUGAAAUAGUUGUUUGCAUAGCAGAAAGUAAUCCCAAAUUUUUGAAGCAAAAUCGUAAAAUCAAGUGGAGUGAAGAUAAAGAAGAUAGAAAAAAGGAGGAAAUAGUGGAAGUUUGAAGGAGCGAUAAAAAGUGAGAUUAAAGUUGAAGUGAAGGUGCCAUUGCGGGCACAAUAGCACCACUGGUGCCCUCGGCCGUGGGUCCCGAGGGGAUGGACGCCAUGGCGGCCUCGUCGUCCUCGUCGACAAGCGAACAGCAGUACUCACUAAGAUGGAAUGAUUUUCACUCGAGUAUACUGAGUUCAUUCCGUCACUUGAGGGACGAGGAGGAUUUCGUCGAUGUUACACUGGCAUGUGACAGCAGCAGUUUUACCGCUCACAAAGUCGUACUUUCAGCCUGCAGUCCGUAUUUCCGGAGAUUACUCAAGGCGAAUCCAUGUCAGCAUCCGAUUGUCAUCCUCAGGGAUGUCGCCUCGUCGGAUAUGGAGUCUCUGUUGAGGUUCAUGUAUCACGGUGAAGUACAUGUUGGCCAAGAGCAACUUGCGGCGUUUCUCAAAACAGCCCAGAUGCUCCAGGUGAGGGGUCUUGCUGAUGUCAACAGCAGUACAGCCGGCACCAAAGUACCACCACCCACUGGAUCUGAGGGUCCAGAAAAUGCUUCACCGGUGACAUCACGAAAUCCGUGGCACGAGAGUACGAGAGAUCCACUCGACAGUGGCCUGAGUCCUCCCCCCGAGAAAAGACCGAGAAGUUACUCACCACCAGUGGGCAAUCACCAAGAGGCAAAAGCCGAUCUCCAGGAGUCACUCCUCGGACAGGCACUCGAAGGUGGACCCACGAUACACACUCCCGCAAAUAACGUUCAGGCACAAUCAACCGGUGAAGAUUCGAAUUCCAUGUCCGAUAAUGACGAGGAGAUAUCUAACAACGAUAGUAUUUUAAAUUCAGUGAAGACUGAGCCAAAUGACCUUCUCAAUGACUCAAUGGAACACCAUCGUAACUCCUUCCCAGCAGCUCUCCUAGGUCUUCAGGGAUUGAUGCCAGGCCCGUCAGGAAUUCACGCAGCAAAUCAGGAUCCAAAUUACGGGCGAUGGCAGCCCUCUGAUGAUGGCACGAGUGGCUGGCAAACCGGUGGCUCAUCGAGAAACGACAAUCGUGGAUGCAGCAAGCCAUUCGAUGAGAUCACCAUUCAGCAAUACAGCCGUAACGAUAAGCGCAUUGCCACCAGCCAGUCCUCAGCCCAGCAGCUCAUCAAUACAUUGAGCCCCAUGAGCCUCAACAGCGAGCAAUUAUCAGUGAUGCAUCACAAACUGCAGAAUAAUCUUCAGAGUUUACAAGUGACAUCGAGCGCCAAAUAUUUACAGUCGUGUUCAGAUCCCUUUCAGCACCACCAGAGCCCUGAUUUGAGCCUGACUGGCAAACCUAAAUGCCCAGAGUGUGGCAAAAUUUACUCCAACAACUCGAAUCUCAAACAGCAUAUUGUCAAUGUUCACACUGUUCAGACCCAGUAUCUCGCCUGUCAAAUAUGCCACAAGCAAUUUAAAACCAAACAGUAUCUGCAGAUACACCUCCUCUCGAUGCAUAACAUAAGAAAACGAAAGAAAUAUCCUGUUUAUCAGGUGCCUGGAACGCCUGCGCACGAUCAGAGGCUCAAUACAAGUGCGCAGAUGCCCCAGCAUCAGUAUGGAAGUGUCGAAGGGUGGACCGACGACAAAGAUAGCUACAAGAGCUACUCCAAUAGCUCCAAUAACUUCAAUAGCUCCAAUAGCUCCAAUAGCUCCAAUAGCUCCAAUAGCUCAAUAAUUCAGUUGUGGAAGUGGCUAUUGCCAUGGGGAUUGAACCGACGGACCGUGACUAAACGUGAGGAUGUCAUGGCUGGUGAGGAAAUGAUGGCUGGUGAGGAUGUCAUGGCUGGUGAGGAUACAACCCAGGCAGUGGACAAUUUGGGCCAUCUCUACACAGAGCUACGUCCCGAUGAUUCUCGACCGCUGUGUCGUUACUGCGAUGACGGUCAUGAAGAAGGAGAGGGUGCAGCUUACCACCACCACCACCAACAGGAUCUUGGGAUUGUCAAAGAGGAGUACCAUGAUGUCGCUGAUUUCGUGACACCGUCUUCAUCACAGGCUAAACGAUAUGACGAUCCUAGUGAGGAGAGCAGGAGAAAUUUCAAUUCUCCACGGUAUGGUUACACGUGCCCAAUAUGCAAUCGAAUAAUUGCUAGUAUCGGUGAUAUGAGGGAGCAUCUUGAUCGUCAUUAUCCGAGGGAUUCACCUACUUGUCCGAUACUCACGUGUCGUAAGAAUUUUUUGCAUCCAAACAGUGUUAGGAAUCAUAUGAGAAUCAAGCAUGGGGCUAAGUGGAAGGAGAUCAAGGCACUCAGGUGGACUUAUGUAGAAGUGCAGACUUUGACACUCGAUUCAACCAGACUCAAUGGUACUAGUCUCAUAGUAGCAAGACGAGGUCUCGACAUGAUGCGGGUACGAGCGACAGAUCCUCGACCCUGUCCCAAGUGUGGCAAGAUAUAUCGUUCAGCUCACACCCUUCGAACUCACCUGGAGGACAAACACACAAUCUGCCCUGGAUACAGAUGUGUACUGUGUGGUACAGUGGCUAAAUCCAGAAAUUCCCUUCACUCGCACAUGUCUCGUCAGCAUCGUGGUAUUAGUACGAAGGAUUUGCCAGUUCUACCGAUGCCAAGUCCCUUCGAUCCAAAUCUAGCGUCACGAUUGUUGGCGAAGGCUGGAGUCAAAGUGAGCCCAGCUGAGCUCAAAGCGAGAGCCAGUCCCACUGGUCCCAGGAGAAAUGACAUGAGAUUGGAGCUACCGAGAGGGGCACCUUCAGAGGCUGGCAGCUCUGUAUGCGGUGGUGAUGAUCCCGAGGAUUUGACACUCCCUCUGAGCCUCAGAUAUGGCUCACCAACACCCAAUAACAACACAGUCAUCACCAAGAUCUCUCAUAACAAGGCUGUUGCUGCUAAAUCACUCGAGUCAAUGAUGCAUGGACAUAAUCGUGAGCCCAAUAUAGCACCAAUGCACAACAGUCAUCUGCCACUUCAUCAUGGACAUCAUAAUAGCCCACUCGGAUCAUCUGCACUUCUUGAUACCUAUUUACAACUCAUUGCUGAGAGCUCACCACUCGCUGCACUUGGACUCAGUCCUGAGCAGGCCACUGCUGCUGCUGUUCAGGCUGCUAAAAUGGCACAGAUGAGUGCACAUGAGAAAUUUGGAGGGAGAGGACUCGAGGACUAUCCCAUGAUUGGCCGCGAUGAGGGACGGGGCAUUGGGCUUGUUCACGAGGAUCGACAUGAUCAUGACAAAAGCAUCGGAAAUGAUAAGCACGAGGAAGACGCUGAGUCUUCCAAUGGGGAGGAAGAUGAUUUCAGUGAGAACGACGAGCCUGAAGCUGUGCACGCUGAGUAAUCCGGUUUUAUUUUAACUUUUAUUUUUUGACGUGGAAAUGUCUAUGGUUCAAUUUUUGGUCUUGGAUUUUCUUUUUAGAAAAUUCGAGACAAUUUCACGGUUUCCCAGUGAAUUCACAAAAAUUAUCCGAUUUUUAUAAAAAUUCGAAAAAUCGAAAGAAAAUGUCUGACUUCCUUGAUAAUUCAGGAAAAUUAUGUGAUUUUUCAAUGGAGGAAGAGAUUUUCUUCAUCUCAAAAAUUUAAGCAAAUCCAUCGCUCUCUGGAUAACAAGGACCAAUUAGACGUAUCCACGUAAAAUGACGGAUGUAUCGAAGAUGCAGCCACACCUGUUUUAUUUUUUCUUUCAUGUUGGGAAGGAGACUCUGUAUGUUACGUUAUUACAUGGAACCGGAAUCCAUCCACUACCUCAUAUAGUCUAGAUUUUUCGGUUUUGAAAGAGACAGGUUGAUGCUAAAUUAAUGGAAGCAUGAUCUCCGAGGGGAGUUGUUACAAUAGUUGAAGAUGUCCCUGAAAAUUAUUCCAUCCGACUACCUCAGUGCACAUAUUAGAGCAAUAGGAACUACGUUAGGUGAUAGAUUUUUUUUUUUUGGGUAAUGAUGAUUGUGAGAGGGCAAUUGGAGCGGGGAAUAAAUGGGUUGAGACCGUCCUUUGUCGAGCCUCGUGACUUAAAUUUUAGGGGACGGAAACGGAACGACGAGGCCUCCGUCGAGAGGUGACUUGUUGGUGAGUUAUUUCUAGGAUUUAUUUUCAAACAUUUUUUUUUUUUCAUUUUGAUUUUCGCCUUUCAAAUCUCUGCGUUAAUUAGUGCGGUUAUUACGUGUCUGUGUUGAGACGAAGAGAGAAGUAUAUAUUGAGGAAGGAUCGGGGUUUCCUGUGGGUGCACUACUUUGACACGUGUUUUGUUUACAAAUUAAUUGUUGAUAAAAUUUGCACUUGGAAGGCAGAGGGCUUUUCAAUUGCAGUCGUCGAGUCGAUUUUAUUUGCUUUCGGUGCAAAAUAAAACUCAUCGUUCAUGACUUUAGGUUUUUUACUUCCCAUUUUGCUUUUACGUGGCUCAAAUAUUUCUAGUUAACUUGUUUUUUUUUUUUACUAAUCAUUUUAAUUAAAAGUUUUUGUUGAAAGUCCCUCGCGAUCAUUCUUUGCCCUGGGUUUUUAUGAUUUUGAGGGGAAUUGGUUGGGGCGAGAGAAUGGGAUUGACAUUUUGACAUGAACAAACAGAAAAUGAUGGAAGAAAAAUGUGAGGAGGAUGACGAGUAGUCUAAAGGUAGACGUAAGUUGUAUACAAUACUCCGAGUAUACUAAUUAUAGAUUUAAGAGCAUAGUAUCAAUAACGAACAGGGAAUGACGCGUAGCGAUGUGUUUUUGUGUUGAUAAACGAAUUGAACGAGUGAACUUCACUAUUGAAAAUUAUAAUCAGCCCUGGCUGUGGACUAAAUUGUUUUCUAUUAUUUAGAAAUGUCGAUUCGAUGAAUCAAUGCUGAGUAUACGAAUGAGAGUUAAUUUGGUGUUGAUCCGUAUACGAUUGGUGGUUACAUCGAAAUACGAUUAGACUAGAACGAAAUUAUUAAUGAAAUUAACGAGAAAUUGAAUAUUAGUACAAAGGAGUUUUCAAUGUUAGUGGUUUUUAAAUUUUUCUUUUCGAUUGAGAGACUACUCUUAUUCCACAGCGGGCUAGGGUACUUAUUUAGGAACGAAAUGAAUGAACAUCCUUAAUUAUCGAAAGAUCCAGGUCUAAUCGGUACAAAGAUACCAAUUCUUGCCUUGAAGCUCUCUAUUAUCUAUUUUAUAUGCGAAUUAAAUGACGAAAUUGAACGGAAGUUUUUACACGGGAUAAAAAUUUCCAGAGUACAAAUUUUCACACAAAUUAAUGAGGAUGUAAUUAUUAUCGACAGACUAACAAUUUAACCGAAUGAAUUUUCGUAGAGUAUCGUUCUGUGCCAUAGCAAUUUUCAAAGCAGAAGUAAGUCAUCGGUCAUUGUUAAAUGAUGACUUGUGUAGAGUGUUGGAGACAGCUGGAGAAAUGAAAUUUCAUUAAAUCCAAAACACAUCAGUAAAAAAAUAGAUUAAACGAAUGCCCAGUAAACGAAUGCGAGGAGAGUCUUGGUGAUAUUUUUAACAAUUUUUUCUCAAUUAUCACAGACGUUUUUAUUUAAUGAUAAAUAACCAUAACGAAGAAACUGGGAGUUGAUGAAGGAAUCAGGUGAAUUCCUUGGUUGUUACUGUGACAAAGAUUCGAGUCAAGUCCCAACUUUUAUCCUCAAACAAUAAAUAGAUUUUAUUUCACCCCUUUUUAACUGAUAGACGAAUGGAAAUAAAUGGACAAAUAUAUAUGUAUAGGUAUAUGUAUACACAGAUUUUUACAGAAAUGGGAAAAAAAGCUAGAUUCAUAUUUUCUACCCAAGUGGCAAGUUAUUGUAAUAGUUAUUAAUUCACAAUGGACUUUGUCACUAGAUCAGUUUAUAGAUGAAACGACGAAUGUUAAAAAUUAUUGAACAAUCAAUCUCAUAUUAUCAAUCCGUUAUAGUCCGCAAUAGUCAUUUUGCAAUUAAUAGUGAACAGACAGCCAAUUACAGUAUUGCAAUAGUUUAAAUAUAUAAUUGUACGUUCUGUUGGUGGCAUUGCAUUGGAUAAAUCAGCGUCAAGGGGUUUAUAAUGAGUCUGCAAUAGUUUUAAUAACGGUGCAAGUAGACUGACAAUAAAUAAAACGGUUAUUUCCAUUGAUUUUUUUAAUGAAUUUUUGAGGCUCUUCACGCUGAUAUCAAUGUCGAUGCUUCAACCGUCGUCUCAGGUACUUAUCAGAAUCAUCUGUGAUUGAUGGAUAUCAUUGAUCGCAGAUGGUGACAAUGAACGAACAAACUCAGGUAAACUCAAGCAGACAGGCCGUGAUAUAUUAUAAAUACUGAUAGAAUUUUUUUUUUUUUCAUUAUCUCUCAGUUUGAUUGUUCCCAUUAAUUUAUAAUGAAUUUUUGCAUACCUACCAAUGAAGCGAAGGGAAUGGGGUGGAGGUCGAUGGGAGGGGAAGAGAAAUAUGAAUAUAUUAUAUAUCGCCAUAGCUACCUCCGUAAUGAUAAAUAAUCAUCAGUCUUUUUGCAUCCAAAUUACUGUAAAAUAAACCACUGAACGAAUGCCCUAACAUAGGAUAUAGAAAACAAAUCAUUAAAUAUCAGAUGUCUAAGCAUUUUUUGUUCUUGUUUAUUUUUUUUUUACGUAUUAAUGUUUACAGAAAAAUAUUGCAAGAUUCUAUCCUACUUCCACUGCAUAGAUCUUAAGGACUGCACCAUUACGGAACGAGCGAGUGUCUGAUUUUUUUUUUAUUUCACAUUUUUUUGUGGGUCGUACAUUGUGUGAAAAAUUUGGUUGAAUUGAGAGGGAAAAGCCGAUGAGAUUUCAAGUUUCUUUGCAAAUAAAAAAUUCACUGACCUACCAAAAUUCUGUCACUUGUCGACAAUUUUUUGUUGCAGAAAAGUUGAACUGUAAUUUAGCUUUUGCACGCAUAUUUCCACCAUAUUAUUCAGUGAAAAUUUUUUAAUAAUGAAUGGACCAAUGAUUGCUCCCCUUUUAAAAAUUAUUUUAGCAGAAGCUACGUUGAACAGAGAAUUGAAGUGAUUUCACUGCCAAGUUGUCACUCACUCGUUCGUUUCGUGAUCAGUGCUGAUUAUUCCAAAUCGACAAUGCAAUACAAUGUACUUACAGUCACAUGAACAAUCUUUUUUAAUGAACCAAGUGCGACAGAACUGUUUGAAUGGAGAAAUUUGUAUGUGAGACAUUUAAUUUUAGAGUUGAGACGAAAUUUCAGGGGGGCUGAAGAAAUAUAAAUAUACUCCAAUGGCCCAUUGGAUUGGAGAUAAUUGUUUGCAUAAUACAUGUAUGUACAUAGAUUAUAAUAAUAUCUGCGGAUAAACUUACAUGAUUUCGUGAUAUUUACACUGAAAUAAAACAUAAUCAGGGACGCAGGGAAUUUUUGAUUUUCGAGAGACGAUAAGUACGAGAGAUAUUCAUUUUCGUUAAUGAAUGAGAAAAAUAUGACAUGUGCAAUGAUACAGGAGAGAAGAAAUUAGAGAUGAACAUGAAAAUUGGCGACAGAGUGGACUGGUGAAUUGAGCGUGUCCCGUUGGAUUGAAAUUGCCAAUAAUUUUCGAGAGUUGUAAAAAAUACGUUGGAUUGUACGCAAAUUUAAGAAUUACUUUAAUAUCUAAGGUGCUUCAUGAUUAAGUAUUUGUUACGUUGCGUCUAAUUUUUUUUCUUUGCCAUUUUUUUUUUCAUUAUAAUAUUUUUUUCAAAUAAGAAUGAGAAUAGUUUGUUUUAUUCAUUUCUUCAUUAACCAAUGAGUCAUACUAUAAUAGAGUUGUUCAAGGUCCAUUAUUUGUUUUUAUUUGACGCCCUGGGGCGUUUACCGUUGAUGGCCUCUCAAUUCUACCUCAUUCCCAACUCCGAUGAUCGACAAAUGAGGAAAACUCGAAUAAUUUUCAAACGAAAUAGCAUGACUAUCAUUUUGUAUAUAAUUCCACACUUCGUUCUAUUUAUCUUUGCACAUACGCGCUUUAAUCUGCCCCUUUCAUCUUUCACUAUUCUCCUCUCAUUUUCAUUGUUUUUAACGCGUCUUCCUCGGAGUACUGAACCGCUAUCCAUUGUUUUUGCCAUUUUAUUAACGUGUAAGCCAUUCAACUUGCCAAUAUUAUAAACAAUAAACGCGUUGCAAAAUUA